CUUCUUCUUCAUUUCUAUGUACCCUUUCACUCUCCUAUGAAUGUACACCCUCCUAUAUAUUAAUACCGCCGAAUCGUUUCUUGUUCUAUACACUCUUCUUUUUCAAAACAUAUUCAAUAAAGGUUUUCAAAGCUCUUUUCAACUUGCUGUUGCAAUGGCUGACAUUGAUCGCUCAUCUGAUAAUGCUUCUGCUGAUUCUAAAGAGAAAUCCCUACAAACUUCGACUAUGGAAUUUUCUGAGGCUGAGGAAAUCCUUAUUGCCAUGGUGUAUAAUCUGGUUGGGGAGAGGUGGUCUUUGAUUGCUGGAAGAAUUCCUGGAAGAACUGCAGAAGAGAUAGAGAAGUAUUGGACUUCAAGAUAUUCAACUAGCCAAUGAAAUGGCAGAGAUAACGAAGCAAGAAAAAUUUUGUGUGGGAUAUGAAAUGGAAGUUGUUCCAAUUAUAUAUUGGUUCUUGUGUUUGCAUUUUGCUGUAACUAAAAGGGGUAUGUCAUUCUAAAUGCCCUUAUGUUUAAUGUUGUUACUUUAUCUUCCCAUAUAUCUUAUAAUGUUCUUAUAUGUUUAGGCAA
Molecule: messenger RNA, 567 nt
Organism: Vigna angularis (adzuki bean)
Lineage: Eukaryota; Viridiplantae; Streptophyta; Magnoliopsida; Fabales; Fabaceae
Product: MYB-like transcription factor ETC3
Exons: 3
Coding region: 41-376 (111 amino acids)
Biological process (GO): cell differentiation
Cellular component (GO): nucleus
Molecular function (GO): transcription cis-regulatory region binding
Source: RefSeq, a predicted model, not a curated record